Limulus polyphemus (Atlantic horseshoe crab) is the source of this 2553-nucleotide messenger RNA. Its product is annotated as catenin alpha-like. Gene Ontology annotation, cellular component: catenin complex; adherens junction. Gene Ontology annotation, molecular function: cadherin binding; actin filament binding; beta-catenin binding. NCBI's taxonomy places the organism in Eukaryota, Metazoa, Arthropoda, Merostomata, Xiphosura, Limulidae. The transcript has 18 exons. Bases 240 to 2516 code for a protein of 758 amino acids. The record is from RefSeq and is a predicted model, not a curated record. Gene Ontology annotation, biological process: cell-cell adhesion; cell migration.
UGCGCAUACAAUACCUGAAGUCCGGUUUGAAUUCUCCUUAGGUGAAACGAUUUUUGUGUAAAAUUUUAAGUUACUUGCACUUUGCCAUAAAUCGUGGGAUUAAACAUCAUUAAAAACAUACGUAAAGAGAAUGAUCUAAAAAAAAAGACUAUUUUCACUGUAAAACAUUGGAACUUUUUGACGUCAAAAGGUGAUUGAUAACAGCUUCCAGAAACUGCUGCAUUAAAAUAUUCAUCAUCAUGUCUUCUGAACAAACACAAAGAACACUGGCCAUUAAAUGGAACCCUAAAGAUCUGGAGAUACAAACUAAAUCCAUUGAAAAAACCCUGAAGCCCUUGGUUAUCCAGAUCACGACCUUGGUUAACUCAAAGAUUCCUUCCAAAAAGAAGAAAGGCUGUUCAAAGCGACCCCAAGUCCUUGUAGCUGCUAUUGAGAAGGCUACAGCCAACUUUAUCCAAACUGGUCAAGAAAUUGCUGUAAGCUAUCCCCCAAUGGAAUCUGAGCUCAUGGCUGCAGUAAAUGAGGUUCAAGAAACAGGUGAAAUAAUGAGCAUAUCAGCAAGACAGUUUGCAGAAGAGCCAUGUUCUUCAACAUGUCGUAGUAAGAUGGUGAGAGCUGCUAGAAAUUUGCUAUCUGCUGUAACAAGACUUCUGAUAGUGGCAGACAUGAUUGAUGUUCAAUUGCUUAUGAAAUGUCUACAAAGUCUAGAAGAUGACUUAGAAAGAAUCAAGAAUACAUCUAGCCAAGCAGAGUUGAUGGAGUCAUAUAAAUGUUUUGAAAAAAAGACUAAAGAUUUAUUACAUAAAGCAGCCAAAAGGCAAGCAGAACUGAAAGAUACUUGUCUCAGAGAAGAGCUUGCUGCUGCUCGAGCUCUACUAAAAAAGAACAUGCUGAUGCUGUUGACAGCUUCAAAGGUUUACAUUCGUCAUCCUGAACUCGAUGCUGCUCGAGAAAACAGAGACUACAUUCUCAGGCAAAUUUGUGAGGCAGUAAACACUAUUAGUGAAGUGGCUCAAGGACAUGCAGUAGGUAUAACAAAUCGGAGUGAUCAGCAGGGGGUGUUAGCAGCUCUUGACCAAUUUGAUAUAAAAGUUGAUAUGAACCCUGCAUCAUAUGAUGAGGUCAAGACACGCACUGAUCUUGAAGAACAGCUGGAAGGCAUCAUUCGCAGUGCAGCCAUGGUUGCAGACUACCCAAACACUCGGGAUGAGCGCCGAGAGAGAAUUAUUACAGAAUGCAAUGCUGUUCGCCAAGCCUUACAAGAUCUUUUAUCUGAAUACAUGGCUAAUAUUGGAAAUGCCAAGCCCUCAGAAUCUCUUCAUUCAGCAGUGGAAGUAAUAACUAGUAAAACUGGUGACCUUCGUCGACAACUGCGCAAAGCUGUGGGUGAUAAUGUAUCAGACUUUUUCAUGCAAACAGAACUUCCACUGUUAGCUUUGGUUCAAUCUGCCAAAGAUGGAAAUAUGGAACAAAUGAAAACCACAGCUGAAAUGUUUACUGUACAUGCUGAAAAAUUAAUUGAGGUUGCUGCUAUGGCAUGUUCCAUGUCCAGUAAUGAAGAAGGUGUAAAAAUGGUACAGUAUGCAUGUAAGCAGAUAGACAACUUGUAUCCUCAGAAUCAGUAUGAUACUAACUGUUUUGAAAAUACUCUAAUGUGUGUAAAAAUUUUCUUAAAUAUAGAGGAUCACAUAAUAGAAGAUAUGAAGAAAUGUGUGGCAGCUAUCCAAGACUAUGACCAAGAAUUACUUGAUUAUCUUGCUGCACAGGUCCAUAGUCGAGCCAUUCGUGUUUGUAAUGUUGUUACAGCUGAGAUGGACAAGUAUGAUGAUGAAAGAUACAAGCAACGUGUUUUCCAGUCCAUCCAUUGGUUGAAAGAAAAUGUUAUAAAUAACUUUAAAUCCCAAGUUGAGGUUACAUUGAAAGCCUUAUCCUGUGAUUCACCAGAAGAUUUGAAUGAGAAUGGAUUCAUAGAAGCCUCACGAGUGUUAUAUGACAGUAUUCAGGAAAUCAGGAAGAACAUACUGACAAAAAGAACAGCAGAAGAAAUUGACCCAGAGGAAGUGGACCUCAGCUCCUCUUGUGGGUCAGAAAACAUGUCACAUGAAUUUUUGGACUAUGGAAGUAAGAGUAACAUAAAAAUGGUGUUAGUUGGCAGAGGACCUUUGAAAACAACUAUGGAUGUCAUUCAGGCGGCAAAAAUGAUUUCUAACUAUGGUGUUAAGUUAGACAAGAUUGCCACAGAAAUUGUACAACAAUGUCCAGAAUCUAGCACUAAGAAUGAUUUGUUAGCUUAUCUCCAACGAAUAGCUCUCUAUACUCAUCAGUUAAACAUCACCAGUAAGGUUAAGGCUGAUGUACAGAGCAUCUCUGGAAAUUUGAUUGUUACAGGGCUGGAUAGUGCAACUUCUUUAAUACAGGCAGCAAAGAAUUUGAUGAACAAUGUUGUGUUAACAGUCAAGGCAUCUUAUGUGGCCUUCAAUAAGUAUCCAAGAACUGGUGCAGUUAAUGUAAGUUAAUGUUUUCUUGUUAUUAUCUUCUUCUAGUGUUGACAUU